AUGGCGGUGGUUUGGGGUGUAGAUGUCGGGCAGACUCCCACGGUGAAGAGGUCGAACACGAGGCUUCCCGUUGCGGCCAAUGCGGACUUGAGGUUCGCAUUGAAGCUGCGGCUCCUGCGGCAGUGCAGCGCGGUGCUGGAGGAGGUGCUGUCCCUGCGCGAGUCCGUGGGCAGGCUGCUGUCCGACGCGAAGGCCCAGGCCGACCUCCUCGACGCACUGUCCGCGAGGGUGGACGAGCUGCACACGGGCUUCGCUGAUCACGAGGAGGAGCUCUUCGGCGGGGCCUCUGCUGCCUAUAGGCCGUACCGUGGCGCGCACGCGGGCCGCGCCCGCGACCUGAAGGCCGGCGUCAGCAUCGGCCAGGGCUUCGGGCGGAGCCUCUCCGGGCGCAGCUCCGGCAGCCGCCGGACCUGGUUGAGCCGCGACCUUGGCGACGGGAGUUUCUUCGGCGGCCUGGACCGGGAGCCCCUGGGCGGCGGUCACGGCUCUGGCCUGGGCAGCGGCCGCUCGCACGCGUCGGGCUGGGGCGGCAGGCGGGCGCGGACGCGGGACGUGUUGGGCCUCGCGUACAAGCAAGGCAUAGGCUUCGGUGGCCAGUCGGAGGCCGUGACGGGGGGGGGGGGCGAGCAGCCCCGGGGGACCCUGCCGAGGCGGCGGGCGGACGGUCCUGGCGAUGCUGGAGGUGGCGGCGCGCAAGACGGAUCAGAUGACGUCGCUGAGAUCGACGCCGAGCUCGCGCAGCUCCGCGCUUCGGCCGCGUCGCACGUCGCUCUCCCUGCUGCGCCAGAGCGGUGCCGUUCAGGCGCGGUGGUCUUGCCGCCUGUGCUUGGCCCGACGGUCGGCGUGGACAUGGCUGCCAUCGGGGUGUCCCUCAGACAGCUGUACUCCGUCGUCGAUGAAACGGAGGCCGACGCGCGCGCUGUGGAGCACAUGGCCGCGCGUGGCACCCUUUCUUCAGGCUCACGGGCAAAGAGCAAGGGCAAGAAUAAGGUCGACGUCGCCGAGCGGGUCAGGCAGGAACUCAGCCUGGCCUCCGCCGAGCGCCGCGAGCUGGAGGCCCAGCUCGCGGCCGCCCGCGCCGCGGCAGGGGAGCUAGCGGCGGCGGCUGGUGCGGAAAAGGCCGCCUCGUCCCGUUUGAUCAAGGACAUGGCGGACACCUGCAUUGGGGGCGCGGCCUCGGAGAAGGGGCAGGCUUCGGUUGGCGCGGAGGCGAAGGCGCACCCCGUCGAGCCGAGGGCGAAACGCAUGCCCGAGCAGCGCCACGAGCAGGGCCGGGGCCACGGCGGGGGCACGCUCGUGAGUUGGCGAGGCUGA
This is a messenger RNA of Prorocentrum cordatum, 1314 nucleotides long. Lineage: Eukaryota; Dinophyceae; Prorocentrales; Prorocentraceae. The record is from the annotation of a GenBank genome assembly.